UAAUAUGAAACAUCUUGAUUAUAAUAGAAUAAAAAAAAAAAUACAGUAUAGUCUGUAGAUUUUCGUUUUAAUUUUGAAUUCAUUUUGGGUUCCCGACUCCCUAGAGAAUAUAAUAUCUUCCAUACAUCGUGGACCUAGCCUUCCUACUUCCUAGUAUUACCAUUUAUACUAUUUGGAUCAGCUGGUGAUAAUUUGAUAGUAAAUUUACAUAGUUUCAUAAUAAUUUUAUUAUCAUCAUUCGUCCAGAUUUCUGUUCUUAGUUCUUACCAAUUUGUGUUAUUACUCUUAUAAAUAACAGCUGAGUUUUGAGCAUACAGAUUACACCAUAGACUAGUAUACUAUUUUUAACUAUUUAGUAUUUCCUAGAACUACUCGGUACUUACAUUUAUGUAUCCAAUUGUGCCCAUCGUUUGUUAUUUAUUAAGUGAAUUCAGAAUAUAAGAACUUAAUAAAUAAAAUUAACAUUCAUGAUGGCGUUGGCCACUACGACAGAAGUAAGUACUGCGGUAGAAAUAUUAUGUCAAAUUUUUAGUGGUGUUCAAAUUGAACGUGAAGGCUUUUUAACAUCUGGGUUCAUAGUCGGUUCAUGUACUGUAGUAGGAGGUAUUUUUGCAGGUCGUUUAGGGAUGUUGGUUGGUGGAGGUAUUGGAACGGGCUUGUCUACUUUGAUUGUUAACAGAGCUGUUACUCUCACUGAGCUGAUCCGCAAGUUAAGUCAAACCCAAAUGGGUAUUUUAAUUCAAAUGAUUACAGAAGAAAUUUUAAAUGUUGCAAUUAAUAUUUUGGGUCGAGCAUUAAAUCGAGGUUCAUCUAUUGUAAGACUUUUAGAAACAAUUAGAAGUAACUCAUUGCUAAUAACCUGUAUAAGAGAAGUUAUAUUGCAGUUUUUGGGUGUAACACAUCAAGUUCGAUUUAAUCCUAUUGCAGCUUAAAAUAGUACUAAAAUAAAAAUAUUUUUUUAAAUAUUUUAACUUAUUCAAAAAUAAAAUAAGUAUUAAUACAAACUUGUAUUUUUUAUAUUUGACAUAACAUUUUUAUUUUUCACAAUUUAACAUUAAAUAGAAAAUAUUAUAUUUUUUACUUGUAUGUGAUAUACAUUUUAUUUUUUGUUCAUUUUCACAUG
Messenger RNA from Adelges cooleyi (spruce gall adelgid), 1123 nucleotides. RefSeq lists its product as uncharacterized. The transcript is spliced from 2 exons. The record is from RefSeq and is a predicted model, not a curated record. The coding region runs from base 468 to 932 and encodes 154 amino acids. Lineage: Eukaryota; Metazoa; Arthropoda; Insecta; Hemiptera; Adelgidae.